Messenger RNA from Oncorhynchus nerka (sockeye salmon), 10453 nucleotides. Its product is annotated as rho GTPase-activating protein 44-like. The record is from RefSeq and is a predicted model, not a curated record. Gene Ontology annotation, biological process: modification of dendritic spine; negative regulation of Rac protein signal transduction; neurotransmitter receptor transport, endosome to postsynaptic membrane. NCBI's taxonomy places the organism in Eukaryota, Metazoa, Chordata, Actinopteri, Salmoniformes, Salmonidae. Gene Ontology annotation, cellular component: presynaptic active zone; leading edge membrane; cytoplasm. Gene Ontology annotation, molecular function: protein binding; GTPase activator activity.
GAAGAUGCUGAAGCUGUGUGGUGAGACACAGGAGAAGAUGGCUCUGGAGCUCAUCCUGUUUGAGUUCACCAUUGAGAGAGACGUGGUGGAACCCCUAUACGAACUGGCAGAGGUGGAAAUCCCCAACAUCCAGAAACAAAGGAAACAUUUAGCAAAACUGGUUUUGGACAUGGACUCGGCACGCACAAGGUUCCACCAGUCCUCCAAGUCUGGUAUGUCCAGCAACGUGCAGCCAGGGGCCAAGGGCGAGCACCUCAGGGAAGAGAUGGAAGAGGCAGCCAAUCGAAUGGAGAUCUGUCGAGAUCAAUUAUCAGCAGACAUGUACAAUUUUGUGGCCAAAGAAAUUGACUAUGCAAGCUACUUUCAGACAUUGAUAGAGGUGCAGGCAGAGUACCACAGGAAGUCGUUAGAGCUCCUUCAGAAUAUUCUGCCUCAGAUCAAAGCCCACCAGGAGACCUGGGUGGAGAAGCCGUGCUAUGGGAAACCCUUAGAGGAGCACCUUGCCCUCAGCGGGCGGGACAUUGCCUUCCCCGUCGAAGCCUGUGUCACCAUGCUGCUGGAGUGUGGCAUGCAGGAAGAGGGCCUGUUCAGAGUAGCGCCCUCGGCCUCCAAACUGAAGAAGCUCAAGGCGUCUCUAGACUGUGGGGUGAUGGACGUGCAGGAGUACUCUGCAGACCCUCACGCCAUCGCAGGUGCUUUGAAAUCCUACCUACGGGAACUCCCUGAGCCACUGAUGACCUUUGAACUUUAUGAUGAAUGGAUCCAAGCUUCUAACAUUCAAGACCAGGACAAGAGACUCCAAGCCCUCCUCACAGCCUGCGAGAAGCUACCCCUGGCCAAUGGCAACAACUUCAAGUAUUUAAUCAAAUUCCUCGCCAAGUUAGAUGACUACCAGGAUGACAAUAAAAUGACUCCUGGGAAUAUUGCAAUAGUCUUGGGUCCCAACCUGCUGUGGACAACGCAGGAAGGGAACAUUACAGAGAUGAUGACCACUGUGUCCCUGCAGAUUGUAGGCAUCAUUGAGCCCAUCAUCCAGCACGCUGACUGGUUCUUCCCUGGAGAGAUUGAGUUUAAUGUCACAGGAAACUAUGGCAGCCCGGUCCACACCAACCACAACGCCAACUACAGCUCCAUGCCCUCUCCGGAUAUGGACCAUUCCGAUCGCAAGCACAAUGACCAGAGCCGACGUCCGCUCAGUGUGGCCACUGACAAUAUGAUGCUAGAGUUCUAUAAGAAGGAUGGCAGCGUUAGGAAAAUUCAAAGCAUGGGGGUCAGGGUGAUGGACACUUCUUGGGUGUCGCGCAGGGGAUCGUCGUCAGUGCGUAAAACCUCCUCCACACCCCCGAGUAUGCAACCCCCCCCCCCUCCCUCAGACGCUCUCAUACCUGAGCAGGGGGAGCUCUCUGCGUCCCCCUCACCAACACCUCCUCCCGCUGGCAGCGACCGUGCCAGCUCCGAUGAUGCGUCAUCCACUUGGUCGGACUCCUGUUAUGCCUACCCCUCUCCGGAGGAGGAGAGGCCCCCUCCCCCUUACCCCUCUUCUUUCUCUUCUUCCUAUUGCUACCCACCUCCUCACCAUUUCUACCCCCGAGCACCGCAGUGCGCGCGCCCUGUCGCCCCCGGUCCCGAGUCCGUGCCCCCCGGGCCGUCUCCCCCACCUCCCCCACGCUGGUCUAACUACAGCCCUCACCCACUGCCCCCCUCGUGCCCCUCUCCCUCUCCCUCCCCACAGCAGCUUGAUAUUAACUCUAACCCCAAGCCCAGCUCCCUGCACCUGCCCAAACAGAAUUCCCUGGCCGAAGCUCUGCAUGCGUCCCCACCGUCAGAAACUAACGUCUCCCCCAUCUACAUCAAAACCCCCCUCGUGCUAACCCGACACGACCCGUCCCUCGUUCCCCAGACCCCUAACUUCCCCCUGUCCACACCUCUACCGUGGGCCGCCUGUGCCUGUAGCCGAGAGAGAGGAGCCAAGCUGACUGGUACUCUGAUGAACAAGGAGCUCUCUCCAGUGAUUGGACAGAAGGGCUUCCAGGGAACAGCACCCUCUGGUGGGCCAUCACAGCCCUCUUCUGAACAUAGCCCUCACACCCUGAGAAGAGCUAAAAAGCUGGCCCCCAUCCCACCUAAGCACUACUCUCAGUCUGGGGGAAUGUCUGACCAGUCCACGGGUCAGCCCUCUCCAGUCAGCCUGUCCCCCACCCCUCCUAGUACCCCUUCCCCGUAUGGCUUUGGCUACCCUCAGGGCUACGCCACCAUCGGCUCUCCGGGACAGGCCCAGACCGCCACCCUCUCCUCCCCUCCCUCGCUAGCCGGCACCCUCACCAAGGCCAGGCCCACUCCCAAGCCUCCCAGGCAGAGGCCCAGCCUGCCCCCACCGCAGCCCCCCAGCACCCCUGGCUCCAGCCCCCAGCCCCUGGAGCACAGUGGUGUCCUGCUGGAUGGAUUGUCUCCUGGGGAGAGCAUGUCCACAGACUCUUUCUGCAACCUGGAUAUCCCCAUCAUCAACGUGGAACUGGAUGGCAUCUUCGAUGAGCCUAAGAUGGUCCCCUACAGGAACUCAGUGGCGGUGGUCCAGCCUACCCCCAAGACAGAGUCAGAGGAAGAGUCUGAGAGCACGAUACUAUGACAUCACGAAUUUCCACCCCCAGCCCUACUAUUCCAGCCUGUUCCCAGGACCCGUUCUCUGACCUUUGACCCAAUGGGACUCACUCCAGACCUCACCUCCACCCAUAGAGACCAAACACCGGGUUCAGCCCUGUAAAACAAAGUUAAUCUUAUAACCUGAAAUAUAUAUGAAUACAGAAAAUACAUACAGUAUAUCCACAUCCAGAGAGUUUCUCUCUGAGACUGUGGGGGGAGGAACUUUUGAUACACAGAAUCGGACACAAUGCUUUGUUUUUAUGUUGACUGGAUUCCUUUGAUUCUGUCUGUGGUGCAUUCAAUUUUAAGAAUUUUCUUUUUCAACAAUAGUUUAUUUUUCUUUCCUUUUGGCUUAUUUGAGUCAUUUGCAAUAUUGCCUCUAACUUCACAUACAAGACAUGAAAACUAUUUGCUCGGUGGAAUGGAUUCUACUCUUGUGAGUGUAGUAGUAAAGGAAAGGGACAGUAGAUUUCUGAUUUCCUCUCCCUGUCACCAAGUCUAUAGCAUUCCUUUUGAUGCCAUCCUAAACCAUUCCUCGUACUUUGAGAUCACUGGCAACCCCUUGUUUCUUCCUGGCUGAAUGUGUGUUCGUGAAUUGUGUGAUGUGUUUGGAAAUGUGCUGCAUCAUUAAGUGGCGAGUUCUGCCAUAGAAAAUAUAUAUGGUACUGCAAGACCAGUUUGAGUUUGAAUCCCCAAUCACACUCUUCAAAGGGAGAUUAAGAUUGCAUUUGGCUGUUAGAAGGGAAGUUAAAUCUGGGUAAUAUAGUAUUUACUAUUUAAAAUGACUGUUUAUACUGUACAUUUCAGAGUAUAUUAUAUUAACAGUGAUACAAGAGAUAUUAUAUGUGUCAUAUAAUAUAAGAAUACAACCAUAGGUAUACAGAUAUAGAAUUAUAAAUACGAUAUACAGAUAUUCUAGCAUGUACUUAAUUGUACAUUAUCAUAGGAGAGGCUGUAGAGGGAAUGGGACAUAGAAACAUAACAAACAGAAUAAUUCUAUAUAAAAGGAAUGGAAUGCUGAAAAGUGAGUAUGAGUGGAAUGUGCAGGGUGGGACUAUACCGCCUCUCUGCACUCAGCCUCAGCUUCUUUAAUGAGCGCCCUGAGAGCCUUAUCUGGCAAGAGCCUGUCACUGGGGAGCCUGCUCAGCUGUUUGAAAGCCAAUAUUGAAAACUUUUUUGUUAGAGCAAGUGUGUAUAUGAGUCCGGUCCUGUAUGUGUGGGUGUUAUCCGGAAUAUAGAUACAUUUCUUCUGGUGCGUGUGUUUAUAUUCUAUCACACAGGGAAUAAGAAUAGUGUAUUCAUUGAAAAUAUAUGGCGGUUACUGUUUCAGUCCCCUAUACCCCCAUCUUUAGUAAGAGGAAUCCACCAUAUAAAGGAUUUGAUGAUGAGGAAUGUGAUACUUUGUGCUGAAAGUAUUUAUACCGAUGAUUACGGUGCAGAUGAGUAUGAUUGACAUCCACAACACAUAAUAGCAAUGUUCCAAACUGAUGAUCCAGUGAUGAGGUUCAAAGGUGAGGGGCCCGUCCAUGACCAACACAAACCUAUGGUCUCCUUAGAAACAUUCCAUCCAUAACACUGAUUAGUGUUGGAAGCCACAACAAACGCUGCUCUUUCAUGCACUUACGUUCAAGUGCUAUAUAUUUUAUCCAUCACAACACUAUUGUAAAUACUGAAGCCUCUGUGUAUGUGUGUAUAUAAAAAGGCGAGAGGAUGAAAUAUAUACAGUACCAUGUAAACGUUUGGACAAAUCUACUCAUUCAAGGGCUUUUCUUUAUUUUGACUAUUUUCUACAUUGUAGAAUAAUAGUGAAGACCUCAAAACUAUGAAAUAGCACAUAUGGAAUCAUGUAGUAACCAAAAAAGUGUUAAACAAAUCAAAGUAUCCUCCCUUUGCCUUGAUGACAGCUUUGCACACUCUUGGAAAGAAUGUAAAAUCUAAAAUGUAUUUUGAUUUGUUUAACACUUUAUUGGUUACUACAUGAUUCCAAAGUAGGUAGUAGGAGUAGGUGUGCCCAAACUUUUGACUGGUACUGUAUAUAUUUCAUCCUCUCGCCUUUUUAUAUACACACAUGUAUACAGUUGAAGUCGGAAGUUUACAUCCAUUUAAACUCAGUUUUUCACAACCUGACAAUUAAUCCUAGUGAAAAUUCCCUGUCUUAGGUCAGUUAGGAUCACCACUUUAUUUUAAGAAUGUGAAAUGUCAGAAUAAUAGUAGAGAAUGAUUUAUUUCAGCUUUUAUUUCUUUCAUCACAUUCCCAGUGGGUCAGAAGUUUACAUACACUCAAUUAGUAUUUGGUAGCGUUGCCUUUAAAUUGUUUAACUUGGGUCAAACGUUUCAGGUAGCCUUCCACAAGCUUCCCACAAUAGUUUGGGUGAAUUUUGGCCCAUUCCUCCUGACAGAGCUGGUGUAACGGAGUCAGGUUUGUAGGCCUCCUUGCUCGCACACACUUUUUCAGUUCUGCCCACAAAUUGUACUGUAUAUAGGCUUGAGGUCAGGGCUUUGUGAUGGCCACUCCAAUACCUUGACUUUGUUGUCCUUAAGCCAUUUUGCCGCAACUUUGGAAGUAUGCUUGCGGUCAUUGUCCAUUUGGAAUACCCAUUUGCGACCAAGCUUUAACUUCCUGACUGAUGUCUUGAGAUGUUGCUUCAAUAUAUCCACAUCAUUUUCUACCUCAUGAUGCCAUCUAUGUUGUGAAGUGCACCAGUCCCUCCUGCAGCAAAGCACCCCCACAACAUGAUGCUGCCACCCCGUGCUUCAUGGUUGGGAUGGUGUUCUUCGGCUUGCAAGCCUCCCCCUUUUUCCUCCAAACAUAACGAUGGUCAUUAUGGCCAAACAGUUCUAUUUUUGUUUCAUCAGACCAGGGGACAUUUCUCCAAAAAGCAUGAUCUUUCUUUGUCCCCAUAUGCACUUGCAAACCGUAGUCUGGCUUUUUUAUGGCGGUUUUGGAGGAGUGGCUUCUUCCUUGCUGAGCAACCUUUCAGGUUAUGUCAAUAUAGGACUAGUUUUACUGUGGAUAUAGAUAAUUUUGUACCUGUUUCCUCCAGCAUCGUCACAAGGUCCUUUGCUGUUGUUUUGGGAUUGAUUUGUACUUUUCACACCAAAAUAAAUUAAUCUCUAGGAGACAAAACACGUCUCCUUCCUGAGCGGUAUGACGGCUGCGUGGUCCCAUGGUGUUUAUACUUGCGUACUAAUGUUUGUACAGAUGAACGUGGUAUCUUCAGGCAUUUGGAAAUUGCUCCCAAGGAUGAAUCAGACUUGUGGAGGUCAAUUAGCCUAUCAGAAGCUUCUAUAGUUAUGAAUAAUUUUCUUGAAUUUUCCAAGCUGUUUAGCCAAAGUAACAAAGCCUACCAUCAGUAACACACUACGCCGCCAGGGACUCAAAUCCUGCAGUGCCAGACGUGUCCCCCUGCUUAAGCCAGUACAUGUCCAGGCCCGUCUGAAGUUUGCUAGAGAGCAUUUGGAUGAGCCAGAAGAAGAUUGGGAGAAUGUCAUAUGGUCAGAUGAAACCAAAAUAUAACUUUUUGGUAAAAACUCAACUCAUCAUGUUUGGAGGACAAAGAAUGCUGAGUUGCAUCCAAAGAACACCAUACCUACUGUGAAGCAUGGGGGUGGAAACAUCAUGCUUUGGGGCUGUUUUUCUGCAAAGGGACCAGGACAACUGAUCCGUGUAAAGGAAAGAAUGAAUGGGGCCAUGUAUCGUGAGAUUUUGAGUGAAAACCUCCUUCCAUCAGCAAGGGCAUUGAAGAUGAAACGUGGCUGGGUCUUUCAGCAUGACAAUGAUCCCAAACACACCGCUCGGGCAAUGAAGGAGUGGCUUCGUAAGAAGCAUUUCAAGGUCCUGGAGUGGCCUAGCCAGUCUCCAGAUCUCAACCCCAUAGAACAUCUUUGGAGGGAGUUGAAAGUCCGUGUUACUCAGCAACAGCCCCAACACAUCACUGCUCUAGAGGAGAUCUGCAUGGAGGAAUGGGCCAAAAUACCAGCAACAGUGUGUGAAAACCUUGUGAAGACUUACAGAAAACAUUUGACCUCUGUCAUUGCCAACAAAGGGUAUAUAACAAAGUAUUGAGAUAAACUUUUGUUAUUGACCAAAUACUUAUUUUCCACCAUAAUUUGAAAAUAAAUUCAUUAAAAAUCCAACAAUGUGAUUUUCUGGAUUUUUGUUUCUCAUUUUGUCUGUCAUAGUUGAAGUGUACCUAUGAUGAAAAUUACAGGCCUCUCUCGUCUUGUGAAGUGGGAGUACUUGCACAAUUGGUGGCUGACUAAAUACUUUUUUGCCCCACUGUAUAUAUACACAGUGAAGGAAAAAAGUAUUUGAACCCCUGCUGAUUUUGUACGUUUGCCCACUGACAAAGAAAUGAUCAGUCUAUAACAGUGAGAGAGAUAGAAUAACAACAAAAAAAACUGAAAAACGCAUGUCAAAAAUGUUAUAAAUUGAUUUGCAUUUUAAUGAGGGAAAUAAGUAUUUGACCCCUCUCAAUCAGAAAGAUUUGUGGCUACCAGGUGUCUUUUAUACAGGUAACGAGAUUAGAUUAGGAGCACACUCUUAAAGGGAGUGCUCCUAAUCUCAGUUUGUUACCUGUAUAAAAGACACCUGUCCACAGAAACAAUCAAUCAGAUUCCAAGCUCUCCACCAUGGCCAAGACCAAAGAGCUCUCCAAGGAUGUCAGGGACAAGAUUGUAGACCUACACAAGGCUGGAAUGGGCUACAAGAACAUCACCAAGCAGCUUGGUGAGAAGGUGACAACAGUUGGUGCGAUUAUUCGCAAAUGGAAGAAACACAAAAGAACUGUCAAUCUACCUCGGCCUGGGGCUCCAUGCAAGAUCUCACCUCGUGGAGUUGCAAUGAUCAUGAGAACGGUGAGGAAUCAGCCCAGAACUACAUCUUGUCAAUGGAGGAUCUUGUCAAUGAUCGCAAGGCAGCUGGGACCAUAGUCACCAAGAAAACAAUUGGAAACACACUACGCCGUGAAGGACUGAAAUCCUGCAGCGCCCGCAAGGAAUCCCCCUGCUCAAGAAAGCACAUAUACAUGCCCGUCUAAAGUUUGCCAAUGAACAUCUGAAUGAUUCAGAGGACAACUGGGUGAAAGUGUUGUGGUCAGAUGAGACCAAAAUGGAGCUCUUUGACAUCAACUCAACUCGCCGUGUUUGGAGGAGGAGGAAUGUUGCCUAUGACCCCAAGAACACCAUCCCCACCGUCAAACAUGGAGGUGGAAACAUUAUACUUUGGGUGGGGUUUUCUGCUAAGGAGACAGGACAACUUCACCGCAUCAAAGGGACGAUGGACGGGACCAUGUACCGUCAAAUCUUGGGUGAGGACCUCCUUCCCUCAGCCAGGGCAUUUGAAAAUGGGUCGUGGAUGGGUAUUCCAGCAUGACAAUGACCCAAAACACACGGCCAAGACAACAAAGGUGACUCAGGAAGAAGCACAUUAAGGUCCUGGAGUGGCCUAGCCAGUCUCCAGACCUUAAUCCCAUAGAACAUCUGUGGAGGGAGCUGAAGGUUCGAGUUGCCAAACGUCAGCCUCCAAACCUUAAUGACUUGGAGAAGAUCUGCAAAGAGUAGUGGGACAAAGUCCCUCCUGAGAUGUGUGCAAACCUGGUGGCCAACUACAAGAAACAUCUGACCUCUGUGAUUGCCAACAAGGGUUUUGCCACCAAGUACUAAGUCAUGUUUUGCAGAGGGGUCAAAUACUUAUUUCCCUCAUUAAAAUGCAAAUCAAUUUAUAACAUUUUUGACAUGCGUCUUUCUGGAUUUUUUGUUGUUAUUCUGUCUCUCACUGUUCAAAUAAACCUACCAUUAAAAAUUAUAGACGGAUCAUUUCUUUGUCAGUGGGCAAACGUACAAAAUCAGCAGGGGAUCAAAUACUCACAAGCUUUAUACAGUACAGUAAUUGUAAUAGCAGUGACAUUGUUUCAAGGUUAAAUCUAUUUUAGAGGAAUGUUAGAUUAAAAGUGCCGAGUCAUCAGCCUAGAGCUAAUUGAUACAGUAUGUCUAAACGGAAAGUGCUGCAUCACAGUGUGCAGCAAGUCUCCACUAGUCCAUAAGCUUGACCAGUAGAGCUAUUAUAAGGGAUGUUUUCAUGAUUGUCAAUUGGUAAGUAAAACGAGGACCACCAUCCCUCGAGGCAAAAACCAGUUGAGUCAACAUAGUUUCCUAGUUAUUCCAACCUUACAUACAGUACAGAGUAUAUUCCCCAGUGGAGAAUACUAAUAUUAUCCCCUGAAAGUAAUACAGUUCACCCAAUGCUUACUAGACAGUUCCAGAACAAAAAGUUUGAAUUUCUAAACGAUAAAACAAAGUGCAAUUACAGUAUUUAUGAACAGAGAAACCUCAAAGAUUAAGAGGGUCCCAUGUUUUUUUACUGUUUAUACUGAUGUUUUUUUGCUUUUGUCUUAAUUCUGCCUGUAGUGAUGCAACAAACGCUAAUCAUGCCAUAUUAUUUUGAGGAAUUCAAAAAAUAUAUAAUAUAGACAAAAUUGCAUUUACAUUAUUGAAAGCUGUUCUUACAAUUUGGAUGUGCUGAAGUGAAUGGCCAGUUCUGUGUCUAUCUGGACGUUUGUCGGUGGUGAUAAUGUGCUGUUCUGUGGCUGUUCUGUUCAUGAGUAAUGGUUUGUACAUAUUGAUUGAAAACACAACUUUAUUAACAUCCGAAAUCCUGUCUAUCAAGGGCAGUAGUUGGUGAGAGAGAUUCCACAGAAUAUUUCCACUGUUACAGUUUUUUUAAACAUGCCCUUUGAGUUACUGUAAGAUAAAAACAUGUUUUUUCAAUGAAUAGGAGGAAUGUACUAGUGACUAUUUGGACUGUUUGCCUCAGGUUGCUUUAAGGGGGAAUUCUCUGUGUUGUGGAUGUAGUUUUAACAGGGUGGACAGGUGUUUGGCCGUGAUGUGAACAGGCUUGGGGAUUAUGACUAGACAUUGUUCUAUGUGUGAAAAUCAGCAGCAUGAUUUUUCAUCAUGCUUGUGAAAUUUGUCUUAUCUUUGGUCCUAUUUACCUGUGCUUGUCAUAUUUAUUUUUAUAUGUGAAAAGAAAAAAGAGCCUUGCAAUGCAGGUAGAAUUAUUCCGUUUUGCCCUAUGAUCAGUUUAUCAGUCCACAGUUCUUGUAUUGCAUUUUGCUCCUACUUCCAUCCUGUCAAUCAACUAUUCACUCAGCAGAGUCAAAUAAAUAUGAUGGAGGCUACUGUACAUCUAAGCAUGACUUAAUAAUUGCCAAACUGAAUUACUUUAUGCAACUUGGAGACAAUAUAGCAUCUAACUAUUAGCGUUUUUGCCUAAUGAGUCAAGACAGAAUGACACUGAAUGGAUGACUUUUUAUUUUUGUCUGUAAACAUGGAAUGUUAUUCUCUGAGGAUAACCUUUAUAUCGGCAUAAAUCAAUCCAAUUAUCCAUCAGAUGAACAAAUCCUCCUGAUUUAUAUUAGGCAAAACAAAGAUACAUUGGCCAAUCAGGCAAGCCUGAAAAAGUGUGAGAUAUAACACACCUGGUUUGCCUGUAUGAACAUUUGCAAAUGAUGACACAGUGGUGCAUGCAGCUAUUGUUUGGUAAGCAAGUACAUCUUCAUGAAUGUGUUUGCAUAGUUCUGUUCAAAUAAUACAAGGGGGCCAAAAUAAAAGGGAAGGUUUGAUGAUCCAGAGACAUUGUUUUUAGAUAUAAAAAGGCCCUAAUGUACAUGUCAACUGCGGUGACAUUGGGGACACUGAAAUAAGACAUACCCUCUCCCAGUCAGAGCAGAACACUUGCUGUGGACAGGUACUGUAAGAUUGGAAACAAUCCUCGUCAGAAUGUUAAAACUAUUAAAAACAUUUUUUUGUAUGA